AUGUAUCCGGCCGCCGGCUCUUGCGGCUGGGGGCCUUGCGGGGCUGCGGCGAGGCCCCCGACGGAGUGGGAGCGGGAGCGCUACUGCUCCUGCUCCUGCUCCGAGGCCGGCGGAGGGCCAAGCGCAGCCCGGCGGCCGCUGGCUCCAGCUCCGGCUCCAGCAGGGGAGGGGACAUCCGCUGUGGGGAGCUGCAGCCAGAGCGGAGCCCAGCGGCUGGGUCGGGCGUACCCAGUCACCGCCGUACCCGUACCCGGCCCCGGCCCCGGCCCCAGCCCCGGGCAGAGGAAGCACAGCAGCCCGGAGGAGAUCCGGGCGGCCGAGUGGGGCUGGGAGAUCCUCCAGCGGGAACGGAAGGCUGCGGAGGAGAGCGAGAUGCUGGAGAAACACGAUCGGAAGGCAGCCGACGUUGCCCUCAAGUACAUUCGGCCGGAGGAGUGCUUGAAGUACAUGAGGGUGUGUGUGGAUCCAGCUAUCCUGGAAGAUACGGGUGGAUACAUUCUGCUCGAUGUUCUCAACUCGCUGGAAUCAGAAUACAGCAUUGAACCUCAGGCAGUUCCUUCCACUAUUACAUGGAGAAGAGAAUUUCCUGAAGUGAUGCUCGGUGACUUGUCUGAGGAGACUAAAAAUAUGUACAAAUCCAAGGAAGAAAAUCAAGUUUUGGUGCUGCUUUCACCAAAUUACUUUCUCAAGAUGGUCUGGUCACAUAAACAGAAAAUGAAGGGCAUUUUCACUGAAAACAUUUGUGAAACAUUUGAUAGCUUUAUAAUGAGAGUACUGGACAAGCAACUUCGUAGAGCAGCCACAUUAGCGGUCAUUGGAUUGGAUACUUACACAAGGGAAAAAGGGCUUUACAGUCCUGUGAAGCGACCGAAGAACUCAGAAAGUAACAGGGUUGAAGAUUCGGAGUCUUGGGUCAGCAGGGAGCUCGAACUGACCUGUGCAGAUUUGGAUGAGGUGCAGGUGGCCCUACAGUUGCAAACGCACACAACAGUUUGGUUUUUAGAGAACUGGCAACAGUUUGCUGAUCAUGUUGCAACACUUACAAAGGCAAUAGCUCGAUGCCCUUUCAAAAAGCAGACAGAGAAAAUGACCUUCUCCUUCUGCCCUGAUGGGACGUGGUCCACUGGUGUGAAAGUGGAUAAGGAUGGAAAGGGCCUCCUGAAAUUAUGGAAAAAACAGCUUCAGCAGCUCAACAGGAUCACCCAACCAGUGGCAAUGGCUAUAGCACAAGCCUAUCCUACACCAAAGCUGCUCUUACGGGCUUAUAGACAGUGCGCCACAGAGUGGGAGAAACAGAAUCUUCUAUCCGAGGUUAAAGUGUAUGCUGCAGGAAAACGUGUGGAUCGACGAGUUGGACCAGACAUUUCACGCAGGUUGUAUAUUUUCAUGACUUCAGAAAAUUCUGACAUAGUUUUGGACAAAAGUGGUUAA
Messenger RNA from Carcharodon carcharias (great white shark), 1431 nucleotides. RefSeq names its product probable crossover junction endonuclease EME2. Bases 1 to 1431 code for a protein of 476 amino acids. Gene Ontology annotation, cellular component: nucleus; Holliday junction resolvase complex. The record is from RefSeq and is a predicted model, not a curated record. The transcript has 8 exons. Gene Ontology annotation, biological process: replication fork processing; double-strand break repair; resolution of meiotic recombination intermediates. Gene Ontology annotation, molecular function: DNA binding; nuclease activity. Lineage: Eukaryota; Metazoa; Chordata; Chondrichthyes; Lamniformes; Lamnidae.